Messenger RNA from Arthroderma uncinatum, 639 nucleotides. RefSeq names its product DUF962 domain-containing protein. Gene Ontology annotation, biological process: sphingoid catabolic process. Lineage: Eukaryota; Fungi; Ascomycota; Eurotiomycetes; Onygenales; Arthrodermataceae. The record is from RefSeq and is a predicted model, not a curated record. Gene Ontology annotation, cellular component: endoplasmic reticulum. Bases 1 to 639 code for a protein of 212 amino acids. The transcript has 3 exons.
AUGAGGCUCGAAUAUCACGGACGAUGGGAGAAGACAGUCCAGUUGUUGCAGCGAGGAUUCACCCGGUUUGCUCUAUCUCUUUGGCGUGACGCGCGUCUUUCAGCCGGCCGAAGCUGGGCAGAGCAGAGCGUGGACGAGGCAGCAGCCAUGCUGGACCUAGAGAAGCAGUUCCUCUUUGCGGGAAGUGCAGGGCCACUCUUCUAUGUCCCAGAGGCAAUCAGCGUCCAGCAUCUCCCCGCUAAUGCUGGAACAAUAGCAGCAUUUGUCUACCUGACGCUGUACAUGCUGAUGGAGCCCGUGGCUGGAGCUCUUCUGGCACCUCUGCUGCUGAGCGGAACAGCCUACAUGAACUACCUGGUCAGUGCCUACGGCAUGACCGCCGUCUACUGGUCGUUGGCCGUCCAGGGAGUAGCCUGGAUCCUGCAGUUCGUCGGCCACGGCGUCUUUGAGGGUCGUGCACCUGCCUUGCUCGAUAACCUGGUGCAGGCCUUCUUCCUGGCGCCCUUCUUCGUCUGGCUCGAGGUUCUCUUCUUCCUCGGCUACCGUCCAGAGCUGAAGUCCCGUAUCGACAAGGCCGUUGCGAAGGAGGUGGCCAAAUUCAAUAAGGAGAAGGAGGAGAAGGCGAAGGCGAAGAAGUGA